ACACAAUAUAGACUCACAGGUUUCGUUACAUGUUGCUGCAAUGGCUCCCUGUUUGUCGACAUCUUGCUUUGUACACUUGCAAGUGAUGCAGCGCACGAUCCUGUGUUUAUUGGCAGUAAUGACACGAGCGCUCCACACGUAGUGAAUUAUCCAUGCUCAGAGCGGGUGCAUUUCACGCCCUCUAAUUAUUAUCUAAUAGCCAGCGGUCACACUGAACCAAUCACAAGUUUGUAUUCUCAGCUUAGGCCCGCCUAUGUGUUUAGAUUUGAGAUGGGAGUGUGUGACCGUUGGGGCGUGAGGUGUUAUGCGUGAGACUAGGUGUUGGUGAUUGGCUAAUUGUUACUUGCGGGGUGUGCAGUCACACGAAUGAUUCGACCUAAUUAGGACUGGAUUUCCGCCCACUCAUGCCAUUACGUCACCGAUACUCACGGGUUGUUUGAUGUGGAGUUCCAGUCGACCAUAACAAGUCCAGUUGAUAAACAGCAGCUGAUGUCCGGCUAUUCAAAGCAUUUGUAAUUCACUAGGUUGACUAGAAACAAGACACAGAGAAGUCGUAGUUACGGUUUCUGUUUUACCGAAAACUGUUUUCCUAGCAAACUUGCGAAAGCCAGAUCUGCUAGCGUGAUGAUGAAUAGGCAGACUGUCGCGUUUUCUGCUGUUGUCGUGGGACGGACGCGUGCACGUGAUGUCCUAGUUACCUCCAAAUCGAUCAAUAACAACAGGACGCUGUGUGUACGUUGACGCGCGUACACCACUCUACAUCUUGUGUAGCCUAGUACGCUUCAACAUUUACUUGUGAGGCGUUUCUAGCAGCGUAACGUAACAACUUUGGAUGGCGGAAACGUAUACAUCUCUACACAGACCGGAACGAACUGCGUCUGCUACAUCUGGCAAGGACCUACUGUGCAGUGGGUUAUCAGGAAGUGGUUCUGACACCGGACCUGCUGCCACGAGCGAGGCCAGAGCCGUACACGAAAGGGGCGGGGUUGACGAAUUAGACAUUAGUAAAUCUGCUACAGACGAUGAAAAAGCUUCUGUAGGACGAAAGACGCCAGGUAUCUCUCAGUUCACUGCAAAAGUCAUUCUGGAUAGACAGUACUGUUAUGUAGGAGUUGAUUGUGAAAGGAAAAUUUCUUUUUUGGACUUGGAUGAUGCUGCAACCGGUACCAGUGUGUCGCGUGGCCAGCUGCAGGUGAUAGUGGAAACGGGUGGCUCUAGUCUCGACAAAGGAUUGCGGAGAGUGCGUACAGUGCCAGAAAAUUUAUUGACAGACACAAUAGAGACUGAUAACAAAAGAAGGCCAGCAGUUCAGCGGGAAAACAGACUUUCUUAUUGGAAUGAACCGAAGUAUUACCCUGAUGACUCACAGUCAGUUGCUAAGUCUGUUGCUUUAAAGCGAGUAAAACAAAAUCUAGAAGAAUGGGAAAAACAAAUUGUUCACAUUGAGAGCUGCAAAUUUAGAUCAGACAAGCUGCUAAAGCAUGAAGUACAGAAGCGUAACAAAAAGAUUGCAGGACUUGAAGCCUCAGUUGAGCAGCAUCUGUCUGAGAUUGCAAAUCUAUCAAAUCAGAAAGAUCUGGUUUCAAACCAACUGAAAGAGACAUCAAAAGAGUUGUCUAUACAAGAGAGCCAGGUACACGAGCUGACUCAUGAGGUACAAGAGUAUCAUACAGCAUAUGAAGCAGCUGAACAAGACAAGCAAGGCCUGAGUCAGCAGCUGACUGAGGUGAGUGAAGAGUUAGAACGGAGUGAAAACGUUCGGAAACGUCUGAAUGAAGAGGUAACUGAACUCCAAGUACAGCUGGACAUGGAAAGGCAAAGGAGCAAAUCUUGUACUCUGAUUUAAUCUUGAGUUGUCUUUUAUAUUGACAGUAGUGUCAUUUUUAUAUUCAUUGCUAUUCUUUGCUACAAAUAUUGAUAUUAAAUUUGCAAAUGUUGGGAUUUACAGAACUACAAUUUUUUCUACCUGUACUACUAACUGCUUGCAGCAUGAUUUUCAUGUUAGCAUGAGGAACUUUUGUUUCAAAGAAUUAAAGAUACAAACGACCUCAAACUGACAAUUGUUCUCUUUUUGGAAGGAGAGCUAAUGGUAACUUGAUUAUACUUAUUGGAUAUGUACAU
This is a messenger RNA of Corticium candelabrum, 2121 nucleotides long. RefSeq names its product cingulin-like. The record is from RefSeq and is a predicted model, not a curated record. The transcript is spliced from 6 exons. Bases 833 to 1846 code for a protein of 337 amino acids. Lineage: Eukaryota; Metazoa; Porifera; Homoscleromorpha; Homosclerophorida; Plakinidae.